Molecule: messenger RNA, 797 nt
Organism: Eutrema salsugineum
Lineage: Eukaryota; Viridiplantae; Streptophyta; Magnoliopsida; Brassicales; Brassicaceae
Product: probable calcium-binding protein CML26
Exons: 1
Coding region: 147-629 (160 amino acids)
Molecular function (GO): calcium ion binding
Source: RefSeq, a predicted model, not a curated record
AUAGAAAGGGAAUCGAGCAUCGUCCAAAAAAAAACAAAAGAAAAAGGAAAGCAUCAAACGAAAUUUUUCAUUAUCGCGGUCUCUAUAAAAAAACGUAAAAAAUCAGAAGCCAAAAGAUAUUACGAACCCAAAACUGCAAAACGAAAAUGGCGACCGCGAAUCCUGACUCCACCAACAAAUCCACGACGGAUCUAGAGCUUAAGAAGGUAUUCGACCAGUUCGAUUCCAACGGCGACGGGAAGAUCUCGGUUUCCGAGCUCGGAAACGUCUUCAAAUCGAUGGGAACGUCGUACACGGAGACGGAGCUCAACCGCGUAUUGGACGAUAUCGACAUCGAUCGCGACGGCUACAUCAACCUAGAAGAGUUCGCCACCAUCUGCCGCUCAUCCUCCACCGCCGCAGAGAUCCGUGAGGCUUUCGAUCUCUACGAUCAGGACAAAAACGGCUUGAUCUCGUCUUCAGAGAUCCACCAGGUUCUCAAUCGUCUCGGUAUGACCUGCUCCGUCGAGGACUGUGUGAGAAUGAUCGGGCAUGUGGAUUCCGACGGCGACGGAAAUGUCAAUUUCGAGGAAUUUCAGAAGAUGAUGGCGUCACCUGAACUCCUCAACAAGCAAGGAUCCUCCGCCUAGGGUUUCGAGUCGCCCCCUUUUUUUUUUUUUUAAUCUUCCUUUUUUGUUUUUGUUUUGUGUUAUGACUUAUGAGUCUGUGGAUCUAUGGAAAUUUGGUACUUUUUACAUUUCUAGGCUAACAACAAAUCCGAUCUCUUCUUAUAUGGAAUUAUGAGCAAGCUAGCUUCU